CUGUUGGAGCCAUGUUUGCCAGGCUGGCUUUGUGCUCUCGCCUGCCACCUAAAAUCCGGCUGACAAAUGUGUGUCUAACAUCCAGCAGAACAUAUUCCCAGACUAAAUUUUUCCUCCCGCGUCCCCACGGGAAGUCCUUCGCCCACCGCAGCGAGCUGAAGCAGGCCAAGCGGAUCGUGGUGAAGCUGGGCAGCGCCGUGGUGACGCGCGGGGACGAGUGCGGCCUGGCACUGGGCCGGCUGGCCUCCAUCGUGGAGCAGGUGGCCAUGCUGCAGAACCAAGGCAGGGAGAUGAUGAUCGUUACGAGUGGAGCCGUGGCGUUCGGGAAGCAGCGACUCAGACACGAGAUUCUUUUGUCUCAGAGCGUCAGACAGGCGUUACACUCCGGACAGAACCAACUCAAAGAUAUUUCGGUUCCAGUUCUGGAGGCCAGAGCGUGUGCAGCUGCAGGACAGAGCGGUYUGAUGGCGUUAUAUGAAGCCAUGUUUACCCAGUACAGCAUCUGCACUGCACAGAUUUUGGUCACGAAUCUGGAUUUUCACGACGAGCAGAAGCGUCGCAACCUGAACAGCACGCUGCACGAGCUGCUCCGGAUGAACAUYGUGCCCAUCAUCAACACCAACGACGCCGUCGUCCCCCCCCCUGUCCCCAACAGUGACCUGCAGGGGGUAAAUGUAAUAAGCAUAAAAGAUAACGACAGCUUGGCCGCACGACUUGCUGUUGAAAUGAAAGCUGAUCUUCUUAUUGCGCUGUCUGAYGUUCAAGGUUUAUACGACAGCCCUCCAGGAACAGAUGAUGCAAAGCUCAUUGAUAUUUUCUACCCGGGGGAUCAGCAGUCCAUCACGUACGGAACCAAGUCCAGAGUCGGGAUCGGGGGCAUGGAAGCCAAGGUGAAAGCAGCGCUCUGGGCCCUCCAGGGGGGCACCUCGGUAAUCAUCGCCAACGGCACGGACCCCAAAGUCACCGGCCACGUCAUCACCGACAUCGUGGACGGGAAGAAGAUCGGCACCUUCUUCUCUGAAGUGAAGCCCGCAGGUCCCACCGUGGAGCAGCAGACGGAGAUGGCGCGGCACGCGGGGCGGACUCUGGCCUCUCUGCUGCCUGAGCAGAGAGGAGAAAUCAUCUGCAGCCUCGCUGAGCUCCUCACAGAGAAGAAGGAUGAGAUUCUCAGCGCCAACAGGAAAGACAUGGAGAUGGCAACAGCAAUGGGUCGUCUGGCGCAGCCUCUGAUCAACCGUCUGAGUCUCUCGAGCUCGAAGCUGAACAGCCUCGCCAUCGGCCUGCGCCAGCUCGCCGUGUCCUCCAGGACCAGCGUGGGCCGAGUGCUGAGACGGACCAGGGUGGCCAACAACCUGGAGCUGGAACAGAUCACCGUCCCCAUCGGGGUCCUGCUGGUCAUCUUUGAGUCUCGUCCCGACUGCCUCCCGCAGGUGUCGGCUCUAGCGAUCGCCAGCGGGAAUGCUUUGCUCCUUAAAGGCGGCAAAGAGGCGUCCAACACCAACAAAAUUCUGCAUCAGCUCACUCAGGAAGCUCUGUCGAUUCACGGCGUGGCAGACGCCAUCCAGCUGGUGAGCACACGCGAAGAYGUCGAGGAUCUCUGCAAACUGGACAAGAUGAUCGACUUGAUUAUUCCGAGGGGCUCGUCCCAGUUGGUCCGGGACAUCGAGAGGGCGGCUAAGGGCAUCCCUGUGUUGGGCCACAGCGAGGGCGUCUGUCACGUCUACAUCGACAGCGAGGCCAGCAUCGACAAAGCUAUCGACGUGGUCAGGGACUCCAAAUGUGACUACCCUGCAGCCUGCAACGCGAUGGAGACCCUCCUUAUCCACAGAGACCUGCUGCGGACCCCCACGUUCGACCAAAUCAUUGACAUGCUGAGAACUGAAGAGGUGAAGAUCCACGCCGGUCCUCGUUUCGCCUCCUACCUCACCUUCAGCCCGUCGGAGGUGAAGUCCCUCCGGACCGAGUACGGGGACCUGGAGUGCUGCAUCGAGGUGGUGGACAGCAUGCAGGACGCCGUGGACCACAUCCACAAGUACGGCAGCUCCCACACCGACGUCAUCGUCACGGAGAACGAAAGCACGGCGGAGCAGUUCCUGCAGCAGGUGGACAGCGCCUGCGUGUUCUGGAACGCCAGCUCUCGCUUCGCUGAUGGCUACCGCUUCGGCCUGGGAGCUGAGGUCGGCAUCAGCACAGCUAGAAUCCACGCCAGAGGUCCUGUUGGUUUGGAGGGACUUCUUACGACCAAAUGGGUCCUUCGAGGAGAGGGACACACCGUGGCUGACUUCUCUGAACAAGGCAGCAUGAAAUAUCUUCAUGAAAACAUCCCUGUCCAUCAGGGAACCUUUAACUAAGUCCUGGAAUCAACGGAGCCACUGUGAGAGGCGUGUAUCAAGAGUUUUUUUUAGAGGUUUGUGUCUCAGUAGCUUUUUCACAGGAUAGUUUCUGCUUUAGCACAUGUGGAACGUAAACGCUGAAUUGGAAGCUACUUUUAUGUGAACCUGUGCACGGACACACAAACACCCCCAUAGAAACUGAGCGGUUAUUAAAUAAUUUAUCAACCAUCCUAAAAACUGUAAGAACAUGAAUCCUUGGCCCAAUUGUGAUUUUUCUAAUUUAUUUUUCUACAUUCAAACUAUUCCCUUUGUUUUGUUACAGAAACUGGUGUUUGUCUUUGAUUUGGGUACUUUCCCCCYUCUUUGCACAUACUGUUAAAUAAAGUGUACAGUUCUUAAAUCCUAAA
Molecule: messenger RNA, 2740 nt
Organism: Austrofundulus limnaeus
Lineage: Eukaryota; Metazoa; Chordata; Actinopteri; Cyprinodontiformes; Rivulidae
Product: delta-1-pyrroline-5-carboxylate synthase
Cellular component (GO): cytoplasm; mitochondrion
Molecular function (GO): glutamate 5-kinase activity; glutamate-5-semialdehyde dehydrogenase (NADP+) activity; ATP binding
Source: RefSeq, a predicted model, not a curated record